CACUCCCUGCCAUGACCUCUGGCUUUUGUUCUCGGAUGCCUUCAAGUACAAACCUCCCUGUUCUCGGAGUGUGGAAGACUACAUGCUGGCCGUGAGCAUGAUGUACCAGCACCUGCCUGAGGAUAUGUCCAUGUUCUACGACGGAGUCUACGACCUGGUCCAUAGAUACUCGGAGAAGGGCUCCAGGUUUAUCACACUCGAAGACACCCUGGCCGGCUACAUGUUGAAUCAGCUGACCUGGUGUGGCAUGAAGGAGCACCCGGGCUACAACGAGGGGUGGUGCCCCAAGUGCCGGGACAGCGCCACCGACGGUUUCUGGGGCGCCGCCUCAAAACAGUUCGCAAUACCUUAUUGUGUUAAAAACGCCGUAAACUCUCACUAA
Aplysia californica (California sea hare) is the source of this 382-nucleotide messenger RNA. RefSeq names its product ADP-ribosyl cyclase/cyclic ADP-ribose hydrolase-like. The coding region runs from base 83 to 382 and encodes 99 amino acids. NCBI's taxonomy places the organism in Eukaryota, Metazoa, Mollusca, Gastropoda, Aplysiida, Aplysiidae. Gene Ontology annotation, biological process: positive regulation of B cell proliferation. Gene Ontology annotation, molecular function: NAD+ nucleosidase activity; phosphorus-oxygen lyase activity. The transcript has 3 exons. The record is from RefSeq and is a predicted model, not a curated record. Gene Ontology annotation, cellular component: plasma membrane.